Molecule: messenger RNA, 1583 nt
Organism: Limulus polyphemus (Atlantic horseshoe crab)
Lineage: Eukaryota; Metazoa; Arthropoda; Merostomata; Xiphosura; Limulidae
Product: blood vessel epicardial substance-like
Exons: 4
Coding region: 448-1464 (338 amino acids)
Cellular component (GO): sarcolemma
Molecular function (GO): cAMP binding
Source: RefSeq, a predicted model, not a curated record
AUACUGUUAAUAGAUACACACUUAUAAUGAAUUAUAAUAUAGAAGACCUAGUUUAAUUCGAGAACUUACAAAGUAUCACGAAAGAUGCAAACUUCCGCCUAUCGUUCGCUCGAUCGGCUGCAGCCUGAGUUUUGGCAAUAAACCCAGACACUACUACUCAAGGUUCUACGGCCGAACUGUCGUGAAGUCUAGAAGACGGUUAAUAGGAAAGCCACACGUUUAAUUCAUCUGCGUUCUGGUUGAACUGACGCGGUAUCAUUUAAUGCUUUUUAUUUACGUUCUAAAGGAUCUUGUGCACACAAAAUGUCUGGCGAUAACGUUUUCUUACCGGUGUGAAAAGCAUGCUUAACAUGAGGUGAUAUUUCUAGUCGUAGAAUACAAGGACAGAGUGGAUGAAGCAGUGAAAUGUUAUCCAAUGAUAAUUGGAUGGUUCUCCAGAUCUUCUAGAUGGAAAACAUCAGCAACCCUAACUUUACGUGGACAACGUCCACUAACAAAACGGAUCGAGGAGGCCAGAACUGUGAGGAAUGGGAAGACGCUCAACACGUGCUCUUCCAGAUAGCCAACUUGUGUUUUGCUGUGGCAUUUCUAGUCCCGCCAAAAUUUCGACUUAGUGUACUGCUCAUGCGUGGGGUCUUAACUAUUGGGUUCCUGUUCGUCACAUUAUGGGCUGGUGUCAACAUCUGUGCUCCAGAUAUCUUUGCGUGGAAUGUGACUUUUAUGUUGACAAAUUUUUUUCACACAAUUUUCCUAGCUUAUAUCAACAUUCCACCUAGAAUUCAUCCAGAGUUGCUGGAGUUGUACAACAAAGUCUUCACACCGCUCAAAGUUGACAAAAAAAAUUUUAAAGACUUGGUAGGCUGCGCAGAGAUUUUAUCACUGAAACCUGGGGAACAUUACGGUACAGAAGGAAUGACUGUGGCUGAUGAACAACUGUCCAUUCUUUUAAGUGGAAAAAUGAAGGCAACUUGUGAAGACAUACUCCUUCAUUAUCUCCAUCCCAACGAAUUCAUUGACUCCCCGGAGUGGGAAGCCUGUACCUUAGACAGCGAUAGACUUUUCCAGGUUACUCUCUCGGCAAUAGAACCUUGCCGUUACAUCCGUUGGCCCAGGAGGGAACUUGAGCUUUUUUUAAAUAACAACCCUUUCAUGAGAGUUAUUCUUCGUAAUCUUAUUGGAAAAGAUAUUACUCACAAACUCUACUCUCUCAACGAGUAUCACCGACCUGAAGGAAAGCGAAUAAGAAGUCCUUCAGCAUCCGACUGGUGGCGUCAUCAGAUUCCAAGAAGUUUUAGCGUCGACGCAGUUCACACUGGAACUAAAGGACACGUGAGAUCACUGUUAUGGACAUCACGUGAUCGCCGGACAAGCACCGCCCCUUCUGAUAGUAUAGGUAGUACUUCUUCCAACGUCACCAUAGUUCUUCCUCUCUGCACGCCUAUACGUAAGAUUAGUGUGGCUUAAUAAGUUCAAGUCACUUACGAAUAAACUAAAAUCACCAAUAUUUUUUCCCACAACCUAAGUGAUCACUGUAGAAAACUAGACGAGAUAAACAAAUUAAAUAUACAGUUAUAAUGUAAAAU